AUUGUGCGUGACUCAGCUACAUAUUUUCCAUGGGUGUUCCCUCGCUUUUCGCCUGGCGCCCUGUUGAGUGAUCCUCUGCGCCCGCCUAAGCACUUGUACGUUGGGCACAUCUCCAUAAGCAGGGAACCCGCGCUCACUGUGCUGUCAGGAUCACCUGUGCACAGGCAAUAAAGAGGAGCACGGAAACACUUUCUAAUGGAAGGGGCUCCAAUGUUUGAAGGGGACAAUGAAAUGUCCUUUGAGGACAGCGAUUCUCCCUUCCCAUCUCCAUUACGUCUGACCCCGCCAGGGCACCAUGGGGGGUAUGACCUGGAGCAGAGGCGGCAGGAGGAGGAAGAGGAACAGCCUGUCCAGAACUUCAUCGUCCGUGCUGACCCUGAGGCUGCACUAAAUUACAACACCAAUGCAACAACCAGAGGAGAUUCUCAGGCCUAUGUGGAGCUAAAUGAGCUUAAGGGUGGAAUCUGGCAGGAGACAGGACGAUGGGCAGGCUACGAGGAGAGCUACAACCCGGCCUCCAGGAAGUGGGAGUCCUCCCACAUCCCCUACCUGACCUUCAAAAGCCUGAUCCAGCUCCGCAAGGCCAUGAGCAGCGGUGCUAUAAUCCUGGACCUUGACGAGAGCAGCUUUUCUGGUAUAGUGGAAAAGGUUGUGGAUGAGCUGUUGAAUAAGGGGGAAAUACGUCCCAACGACCGCGAACCCCUGCUGAAUGCGUUGCGCCAGAAACGCAGUCAACAGAACACUGGCGAACCUGGCGGAGACAUUGAAAUGCAGACCUUCUCCGUGACAAAGCAGCGAGACACGGCUCAGGCUAUGGAGGCUUCUGUUGUUCUCUCAGGAGCUUUGGACACUCUGCAGAAACCAGCUGUGGCCUUUGCCAGGUUGAAGGACUCAAUGGUGAUGGACUCCGUCCUGGAGUCUCCGGUGCCGGUGCGCUUCAUGUUUGUGCUCGUGGGGCCGAGCCAGAGCGGGCUGGACUUCCAUGAGAGCGGACGUGCCAUGGCCACGCUAAUGGCCGACUGGGUAUUCAGCCUGGAAGCAUACCUGGCACAGAGUGACAAGGAGAUCACCAAUGCCAUCGCUGAUUUCAUGGACUGCAGCAUUGUGAUCCCUCCCACUGAGAUCCAAGAUGAUGCCAUGCUGGGGCCAAUCAUUGGCUUUCAGCAGAAGUUGCUGCAGGACCGACUCCGCCCGACUGACACUAGAAUUUACUUUGGAGAUAGGCCAGGUACAAGUGGUCCUGAGGAGCCUCGUGAGGACCCCCUGGCCCGUACAGGGGUUCCGUUUGGGGGAAUGAUAAAGGACAUCAAGCGCCGCUACCGCCACUACAUCAGCGACUUCACAGACGCCCUGAAUCCCCAAGUCCUGGCUGCCGUCAUCUUCAUCUACUUUGCUGCCCUGUCUCCUGCUAUCACCUUUGGAGGUCUUCUGGCUGACAAGACAGAGCACAUGAUGGGUGUGUCGGAGCUGAUGAUCUCCACCUGCGUGCAGGGCGUGUUCUUUUGCCUGCUGGCCGCUCAGCCUGUCCUGGUCAUUGGGUUCACUGGACCUUUGUUGGUGUUUGAGGAAGCUUUCUUUGAGUUCUGCAAGUCCCAAGGCAUGGAGUAUAUAGUGGGCCGCAUCUGGGUGGGGAUGUGGCUGAUUCUGAUUGUGGUGAUCAUUGUGGCCGUGGAAGGCAGCUUCCUGGUCAAGUUCAUCUCACGCUUCACCCAGGAGAUCUUCUCCAUCCUCAUCUCCCUCAUCUUCAUCUACGAAACCUUUUCCAAGCUCAUAAGGAUUUUCAAAACUCACCCACUGGUUCUGAACUAUGAGCAUCUGAACGCGACCCUGCCAGACCCCUUCCACCUUGUUGUUGUAGAAAAAAACAUCACACAUGAUGAUGGAAAUGUCACUUUUGUCCAUCACCAUAAAGAGCGUGCCUACCCCAACACGGCUCUGCUCUCCAUGUGUCUUAUGUUUGGAUGCUUUUUCAUCGCCUACUUCCUGCGAAUGUUCAAGACUGGAGUCUUCUUUCCAGGCUGGCUGCGUCGCAUGAUUGGAGACUUUGGUGUGCCCAUUUCAAUUUUCAUCAUGAUUGCUAUAGACAUCACUAUCGAAGAUGCCUACACCCAGAAACUGGUGGUGCCCAAAGGUCUGACUGUGUCUAACACUUCAGCCAGGGGCUGGUUUAUCAACCCCAUGGGUGAGAAGAAGCCCUUCCCUGUUUGGAUGAUGAUAGCUUCCGCUGGUCCAGCUCUCUUGGUCUUUAUCCUGAUCUUCUUGGAGUCCCAGAUCACCACGCUGAUUGUAAGCAAACCCGAGAGGAAAAUGGUAAAGGGGUCAGGAUUCCACUUUGACCUCCUCCUGCUUGUGGCCAUGGGGGGAGCAGCGUCCCUUAUUGGUGUCCCCUGGCUCAGUGCUGCCACUGUGCGCUCUGUGACGCAUGCCAACGCCCUUACCGUCAUGACCAAGGGUACCAAACCAGAGAUAGAGAAGGUCUUGGAGCAGAGGAUUAGUGGCAUGUUGGUUGCCAUGUUGGUUGGUGUAUCAAUUCUCAUGGAGCCACUCCUGAAGAUGAUUCCCAUGACAGCUCUGUUUGGUAUUUUCCUGUACAUGGGUAUUACAUCCCUGUCAGGCAUCCAGCUUUGGGACCGAAUGUUGCUCCUGAUUGUACCAAAGAAGUACCACCCCAAUAUGCCCUUUGCUACCAUGGUGCCCACCCCGAAGAUGCAUUUGUUCACACUAAUCCAAGUUGUUUGCCUGGGCGUCUUGUGGGCAGUGAAGUCCAGCCGUGCCUCUCUGGCCCUGCCCUUCGUCCUCAUCCUGACCAUCCCGCUCCGUAUGUUGAUGACUGGACGCCUCUUCACUGUCAGGGAGAUGAAAUGCCUGGAUGCUGAUGAUGCCAAGGUGGUGCUGGAGGAAGAGCCAGGAGUAGAUGUGUAUACGGAGUCCCCGAUGCCCUGAGAGUCCCAACAGAAACACACUAGGGAGCUUUACCUGGCUGUCUCUCAGUGAACAUCACCAUUGACAACAGCCAGAAUUUUUGUUUCGACUCAACACAUUCGUCAACAAAUAGUGUAGCAACAUCCUGCCAACUAACAUAUGUCAAUUUAUCAAGGGAAAUUAGAACAUUAUACAUGUUAUAGAAACUCUCAGGUAAGGACUUGGCCUUCAUGUCAUUAUUAUUGACUGCCAUCAAUGGGACCAAAAACCUUUAUAUGUCAAAGCAGUGUCUUAAACCCCUCAUGCUCUUUACUUGUGUGAAAUAGAGAUUCAGUUUAAAUUCUAUGCUGACAGCAGGUCUUACAAAAUUGACACCAGAUCCUCACAUUCUGUUGUGUAUCAGAUAUGAGAAAACUAUUUGAAUGCUUUAGUGUAUUUUUAAUUCAGGUGAGCUUUGCUUUAUGUUAUGUUACAUACCAUAUAUUAGUUUAGUUAUACAUUAAGAGUGGUGUUCUGGCUGGGAGAUUGCAUUUGGAGCCAUAGCGUGAUUGCCAAUAAAUAAGAUCAGUGUUGAAUGAAAUGUUUAGGUUACACUUUAAGAUGUCACUGUUAUUUUAAUAUAGCUUUAGCCUGUGUAUGGAUACAGUUCUAGGGAUAUGCCUUAGUAGAUCUUAUCUGUAAAUACCUCUAAUUAAAAACUCAAAAGUGUUUGUCUUGCAUCUCCAUCAGAUCAUUACCAAGUAUGACUGAUAUACAUUUACUCUGUAUUUUCUACCAGUGUGCUGAUCAUUGACUGUUGCCCGAGUUACCAUUAAAAUGACAUGAAAACCUA
Clupea harengus (Atlantic herring) is the source of this 3754-nucleotide messenger RNA. RefSeq names its product solute carrier family 4 member 1a (Diego blood group) (gene slc4a1a). Gene Ontology annotation, molecular function: bicarbonate transmembrane transporter activity; solute:inorganic anion antiporter activity; monoatomic anion transmembrane transporter activity. Gene Ontology annotation, cellular component: plasma membrane; basolateral plasma membrane. Gene Ontology annotation, biological process: regulation of intracellular pH; monoatomic anion transport; transmembrane transport. NCBI's taxonomy places the organism in Eukaryota, Metazoa, Chordata, Actinopteri, Clupeiformes, Clupeidae. The record is from RefSeq and is a predicted model, not a curated record.